AUGGCACCGCACUCACCGGAGGCAGCAGAUAGCAGCAGUCUCGCUGCGGCAGCUCCUGCUGCUGCUGCAGCAGCCCUUGCAGCAGCUGCAGCAGCAGAGUCAGAGGCCGAAGCAGCUGCUGCUGCUGAGGUGCAUCUCCCUUUGCUGCCGUCCGAGCCAGCGCCAGUUUUGGCCCGCAGCAGCGACAGCAGCAGCACCAGCACCAGCAGCAGCAGCAGCAGCGGAUCGCAGUUCGGGCCUCCAUUGGAGCAGCAGCAGCAGCUGGAGCAGCAGCUGCAGCAGCAAGGGUCAUCGUCCGCACCAUUCCCCCACAAGCACCAGCAGACCACCGUGAAACAACAAAAGCAGCAGCAGCAGCAGCAGCAGCUGCAGCAAAAGCAACAACAACAGCAACCGCAACAGCAACAGCAGCAGCAGCACCAACAGCACCAGCAACAAGACCCGAAGCAACAGCGCAAGGGGCAGCCAGUAGUUUCACUCCCCCAGACGCACGAUAGCCAAGCUGCUGCUGCUGAUGUUGCUGCUGCUGCUGCUCCCGUAGUGUCUGCUGCAGACGCCGCCGCAGAAGCUGCUAUAGCCGGCAUUGCUGUUGCAGCAGCAGCAGCAGCAGCAGCCGGAACGAGCAGUGGGGUAAUGCCGAAGAAGGAGAAAGACCGCACCAACAGGAAGAACCGAUCACAGCAGCAACAGCAGCAGCAGCAGCAACAGCAGCAGCAACAACUGAAGCAGCCGGCGACCGUCGGCUCUCUGCAGCUGCUGCAGCAAAGAAGCGAUUCAAAGGGGCAGCAGCAGCUUCUCAGCAAGAGCCUCCCGACUGUGCCUGUGUCUGCUGUCUGCAGCAGCAGCAGCACGAGCAGCAACAAUGGUGGUCAGCAGCAGGAAGCACUUGGUGAUGGCGCUUUUGCCACUUCUGCAGCAGUAGCAGCAGCAGCAGUCAAUUCUGCUGCUGCUGCUGCUGCUUCGGCGAAGAACAGUGCCGUCAGCUGCCUUCCACGUAAUGUCGGGAAAGGUGGCGAGCAGAAGCAGCAGCAGCAGCAGCAGCAGGCGGGGUCCUCUGUCGCUCUGCCCCAAGAUGGCCAGCAGCAGCAGCAGCAGCAGCGGCGGCGAGGGGGCCGCGUGUUUGUGGGGAACAUUCCCCCGAAUGUGACGCAGCACACGCUGCUGACAGCAGCAGCAGCAGCAGCAACAGCAGCAGCAGUAGUCCACAUAGAUUACGAGCCCAAGCGCGGCAUGUGGGGCAGUGCUUCUAUAGACUAUGACUCAGCAGAAGCAGCAGACAAAGCAGCAGUGUACUUCCACGGCAGGAGGCUCUUUUCGGGCUCGCCUGCCCACGCCUUAGUGGCUUGCCGAGACGCCGCAGAUUAUCCUUUAACGAGGUUGCCUUUGACUCGCAUGGAAGUCUUCUGCAUUAAUGGCGAGCUGCCAGCUCUCGACAGCAUCAGCAGCAGCAGCAGCAAGGUUGGCGGGAGUAGCAGCGGCGGCACCGUCGCGCCUGGCGCUCCUAGUGGCGCUGCUGCAGCGGCGGAGGCGGAGAGAAGCAAGACCAGCAGCAGCAGCAGCAGCGACAGCUGCAGCGCUGGGUCGCCUCAUUUGUCGCUGCAGCAGGAACUGCAGCAGCGCCUGCUGCAGAUGCCGCGGCAGCGGAAGCAGCACCAGCUGCUGCAGCACCAGCGCGUGCUGCGCACUCUCUCCAGAGCUGGCCACACGGAGGGACUUGUCAUUUUAAAAAAUGGAUUUCAUAUUAUUGAUGCUCUUGCAGUUGCAGAACAAACAAAAAAGACUUCUUUUGUUCUCCUCAAAGACGGACCCCCAGGGGCGAACUUGUUCUUAUACGGAAUCCCCACGGGCUGGCGUGAGCUGGAGCUGAUGAAGCUGGUGGGCCCCUUUGGCCACGUCGUAGGCAUUCGAGUGCCUUGCGGCGCGUCUGACAAGAACGCUGCUGCUGCUGCUGCUGCUGCUGCUGCUGCGGGCGCAGCAGCAGCAGCCGUAGCCAGCAGCAGCAGCAGCAGCAGCAGCAGCGCCGCCAGGGCCGCCAGGGGGCAGCUGGUGGCCUGCUCCGAAAGCCCCCUGCUGGCCCAGGCCUGCCUCUACGGCCGCGGUUAUGCCUUUGCUUCCUUUGAUGACAGAGAAGCAGCUUUUGCUGCUUACAGGGCUUUGUCUGAGAGAUGCAUAGCAGGCAAGAAGCUGCGCAUUCAGCUGAAGAAUGGGGACGAGAAGUUGCUUCCCCCAGCUCUGCAGGAAAUGGUGGUGCGUCCGCCUUCUGCUGCAGCAGCAGCAGCCGCAGCAGCAGAUGCUGCUGCGGCCGUCAAGGCCGCCAGCGAGGCCAGCAGCAGCGGCAAUGCAGCAGCAGCGCAUAACGUAUAUGCAGCAGCAGCUGCUGCAGUCGGCAGGCAGGAGGCGCUCCGUGAGCAGUCCUGGGGACAAGCACAGGUACCGGCUGCUACAGCUGCUGCGGCUGCGCUUGCUGCUGCCGCCAGAGACCCAUCGCUAGCACUUAUGAUGCUGCAGCAGCAGCUGCAGCAGCACCAGCUGAGACAACAGCAGCAGGUGCACGCCCCGCGGCAGCACCCGCUGCUGCAGCAACAGGGCAACGCUUCCGAUGCUGCAGUGGCAGCUGCUGCAGCCACAGCUGCUCAGUUUUACUCCCAUGUCUCAGACACUUGGGCCUUCGCCUCCAUGGAAGACUUGCAGCAGCAGCAGGAGAGGCAGCAGCAGCGGCAGCAGCUCGAGCCCGUGAGCCGCUCCGCCGCCAGCCUCAGUAGCACUGUGCCUGUGGCAGCUUCGGGCGUGCUGUCGUCUGUUUCGUCUUCAGUACACUCGGGCGCUCUUUCUGCGGAGUUGCUGCUGCAGCAGCAGGGUCAGCAGCUGCAGCAGCAGGAACAGCAUUCACAGGACAAGCUCUUGCUGCGGGCGCACCACCAGGACUUGUUGCUUCAGGGGACUCAGCAGCAAGAAGUGCUGCAGCACGACAUGCUGCAGCACGAUCUGUUGCAGCAGAGCCUUCUCCGCGAGAGGCAACAGCUGAUGAUGGGACAGCCGCAGCAAGAGAUGUCGUUGCAGCAGCAGGAACAGCAGCAGCAACUGGCGCAUCUGCGGGAGAGUGAUCUGUUUGGUGAUCGGCAGCUCGAGCAGCUCCAGCAACUGCUACAGGGCCACCAGCAACAGCAGCAACAGAAUAUCAUGGAGAUGCGGCUGCGGCGGCAGCUUGAACGCCAGCAGCAGCAGUCGCAGCAACAGCAGCAGCAGCAUGAACUGCGCCACGAUGCACUGGGCGGACAGGAAGCCGUUGUACAUAGCACAGCUGUUGCAGGAGCAACGGCAACAGCCGCAGCAGCAGCAGCAGCAGGGCGUUCAUACCUCCACAGUCUGGACUUUUUGUCUAGCGAGGAACCACAGCAGGAGCCGGAACUGCCGAUGCAGCAGCAGCAGCAGCAGUUGGGUCCUGUGCAGCACGAGUUGCUGUCCGAGCAGCAGCCUCUUGAACACCCACAGGAUAUCGCUCAGCGCCAGCAGCAGCAGCAGCAGCAGCACCACUCUCAUCCCGCCGUCUACUCGCCCUCUGCAGAUGAUUCACUAGGGCUUAGUACAACAUCAGUACCGGAAGUGGCCUUCAGGGGCAGUUGCAGCAACAACUGCUGCGGCAGUAGCAGUAGCAGCAGCAGCAGCGCCUGCGGCGGCUGCAGCAGCAGCAACUGCAACGGCAGCAGUUGCAAGUUGCUACAAGCCCCUACUGAAGAUUUAGGGGGGUUGCCUUCGUCAAACACCACAAGACAUAAAAAGUGGAACGAGGCGGGCGCAGCAGCAGUAGUGGCAGCAGCAGCAAAUGCUGCUGCAGCCGAAUCGGCUGCGACGCGUUCAUUACCUGCUAUUCCCACGGCGGCCAUUGGCAGCAGCAGCGCAGCAGAAACGGCAGCAGCAACAGCAGCAGCAGCCAUGGCAAUGUCGCCGCUUAGAGUACCGUCUGCUCUCCAUUCUGAUGAUUUGGUGAAGCUGCCUCCUUCGCCUCUUGUUCCUUUGGAAGAGCUGCGACGCCGGCAGCAGCAGCAGCAUUUUGGCUACGACAGUUUUGCUGGUGGAUCGAGUUUCCUCCGCUCUGAAGGUCCUGCUGCUGCUGCUGAGUCUAACACCGUCAGGCGCGUGCGAAGGAACUUCAUAGAUCCUCAACAGCAAAUGCAGCAGCAGAUGCAGCACCAGCAGAUGCAGCACCAGCAGCUGCAACAACAGCAGCAGCAGCGGCUUGAGCUUGAUCCUGCAAGCGGCUUCGACAUUUCCGCACUAUCUCUGAUGGACUUCCCGGAGACCCCUAUGUCCCUUGGACCUAUGACGAUGCCUCCUGCAGCAGCUGGUACUCCAGCAGCUGCAGCAGCAGCGGCAUCCCUGCACGCAGCCCGCGGGUUUGCUGCUGCGGUCGCCACUCCCUCGACGACAUGUUCUGUGGGCUCGUCUUCUAGUUUCUCGUGCCAGUUGCCAGGCAAGCAGCAGUUGCUGCAGCAACAACUGCAGCAACAGCUGCAACAGCAGCUCCAGCAGCAGCAGCAGGGCGACCAGUGGAUGCUGCAGCAGCUAAUCCGCAUGAAGAGAGAAAUCGAAGCCCUCAGGGCCGAACUGCGGCUAAAAGAAGAGGCACCUCGCAGCAGCAGCGCCAGCAGCAACACUGCUGGACUUUCUUCAGAUUUUGAUUCCACUAGAAAUAGGUGCAGCAAUUUCUGCGGCGGCUCCAGCCAGAAUAUCGACGCAUCCGCCGCGUCCGCUGCAAUGCAGCAGCUGUCUGGCAGCAGCAGCAACAGCAACAGCAGUGACCACCGCAAUCGCAUGACAGAUGCUGAAGCUUCCACCCUUUCGCCUGCUGCAUCUGCAGCAGACAUGCCGCCAGUCGGCAAGGGAACUUCCAAGUCUAUACGAGCUAUAACGCUGCAGCGGGGCAACCGCGUUGCCCGGGGCAGCAAUAGCAGCAACAGCAAUGGCGGCAGCAGCAGCAGCAACUUCAGUACAUUGUCGGCUCGAAAUGGCACAAACUUGCUUGGACGCCCUACAGAAGCUUCAAAUGAGACAACUGCGUGUUCCCGCCCGUCUUUGAGGGGCUGGCUGUGA
Molecule: messenger RNA, 5091 nt
Organism: Eimeria tenella
Lineage: Eukaryota; Apicomplexa; Conoidasida; Eucoccidiorida; Eimeriidae
Product: RNA recognition motif-containing protein, putative
Exons: 4
Coding region: 1-5091 (1696 amino acids)
Cellular component (GO): nucleus
Molecular function (GO): RNA binding
Source: RefSeq, a predicted model, not a curated record